Purpureocillium lilacinum is the source of this 438-nucleotide messenger RNA. The record is from RefSeq and is a predicted model, not a curated record. Lineage: Eukaryota; Fungi; Ascomycota; Sordariomycetes; Hypocreales; Ophiocordycipitaceae.
AUGGCCGACGAUUAUCAGCCCGAUCCCCGGCCACCUACUCUCGAACAUUCUUCGCAAGAGAAACGCACGGUAACGAUCCCAGAGCGAACAGAAGAAGACGAUGAGCGGGUGUUUCGCUUAUUUCGCGGUUGGACUGUGUCCGAAAGGGACGGCCAAACGCGUCAAUGGGUCUACCGCUUUGGAUACGACAUCCAGAAUGUCGCAACCAAGGAGCGCCGCUGGGUCUGCUUCUUGUGCGUCAAACGGAAGGAUCCGAAGCCGAAGAAUUACAACCACAAGGGGUUGCAGAAUGCUGAGAGCCACCUAUUCAAGGAUCACGAUGGCAUGGUCGAUCCUUCAGAGGUCCCUCGUGACCAGGAAAUAACGAAUCUACUGAUCAAGCGGUUUGACAAAGCAGCAUUUCAACAGAUGAUCGUCAACUGGAUCGUACACGCCUAA